Drosophila novamexicana is the source of this 2238-nucleotide messenger RNA. RefSeq names its product palmitoyltransferase ZDHHC6. The record is from RefSeq and is a predicted model, not a curated record. The coding region runs from base 84 to 1361 and encodes 425 amino acids. Gene Ontology annotation, biological process: protein palmitoylation. Gene Ontology annotation, cellular component: Golgi apparatus. Gene Ontology annotation, molecular function: palmitoyltransferase activity. NCBI's taxonomy places the organism in Eukaryota, Metazoa, Arthropoda, Insecta, Diptera, Drosophilidae. The transcript has 5 exons.
GCUGUUUUUGUUUACCUGUUCGUGUGCUGAGUUCGACAUCUUAUUACCAUUUUGGCCGUCAACAUAAAAACUAUAAUUAAAUAAUGAGCGCCGAAAUAUCUGGCUUUCGGCGUUUUCUACACUGGGGUCCAAUAACCGCGCUGAGCAUCAUUAAAUGCAUAACGCUGACGACGCUUUACAUGAACUCGAUGUGGUGGCCACCGAACGAAUCGUUUGCUGCUUUCGCACAUCAGGCACUGUUCCUGCUGCUCUCCACGUUGGCCACUUUCAAUUACAUCAUGGCCACGGUGACAGGUCCGGGCCUGCUGCCAAAACAAUGGCAGCCAAAGGACCCCAAGGACACGGAGUGGCUGCAGUACUGCAAGCAGUGUGAGGGCUACAAGGCGCCGCGUUCGCAUCACUGUCGCAAAUGCAAUCGCUGUGUUAAAAAAAUGGACCAUCACUGCCCAUGGAUCAACCAUUGUGUUGGUUGGGCCAACCACGCCUAUUUCUGCUACUUUCUGCUCUUCUCUAUACUGGGCAGUCUGCAUGGUUCCGUGGUUCUUAGUUGUUCCUUUUAUCGCGGCAUUCACCGCUAUUACUACCUGACCCACGGAAUGGCCUAUUUGGCCAGCGUACAGUUUACUAUCGGCAGCAUUGUCAUGUGCAUACUGGGCAUGGGCCUGGCCAUUGGCGUUGUGAUUGGACUGGGCAUGCUGCUCUUUAUACAGUUGAAGACAAUCAUCAUUAAUCAGACGGGCAUUGAGCUCUGGAUUGUAGAGAAGGCGAUCUAUCGCCGAUACAAAGCCGACGCUUAUGAGCCAUUUGUCUAUCCAUACGAUUUGGGGUGGCGGCUUAAUCUGCGCCAGGUGUUCAACGACGAGUGUCAAAAACGCGGUGAUGGCAUCGAAUGGCCUGUGGUCCAGGGCUGUGAUCAAUACACGUUGACCCGCGAGCAGCUGGCCCAAAAGCAGGAGAAACGUGCCCGAACCCGCGUCUACAAGUGUAUAAGCCCUGUAUCAGGUCGAUGGAUGCCCAUCUUCUCACAGGGUUGGCGCAUCUGCAUCAAUGCACCCUGCACAGACGAGCCACGCAUUCGCCUACAGCCCGACGACAUCAUCAAGGUGACGCGCUUUCGCCGGCACUGGCUGUUUGGUGAGCGUGUGCCCAGCGAGCUGGAGCACACAGCUGUCUCGCAGCAGAGGCGUCAGCGUAAAGGUCCCAUACGUGGCUGGUUUCCACGUCGCAGUGUCGUUGCCAUUACCGAAAUGCCGGAUUCCGAUAGCAGCGAUGAUGUUAAGCCCGUUAAAACCUCGACUAGCAAUGGACACGGUCAUGGAAAGCAACAGCAACGCAAUGGACUUAGCAAAAAGUACAUGUAGACCCAAAUGGGAGCAUACCGAGACAAUUUUAAUUACAAUAUGCAAUGCGUUCAACUGCAAAUCGGCUUGUAAAUAGUGAUAGAAACUCUUUAAUGGCUCGAUUUCAUCAGGUUUUAUGAGCACGCAGGUUAGAUUGUUAGCUGGAAGCCAAUAUAUAAAUGAUGACGUCUCGAAUGAUUGAGAAGAAUAGUAUGAGCAAUGCGAAGGAAAAGAACUUUGUGGAUUGCAAUCUGGUGACACGUUGCAAAUUAGAAGUUAUUUUCGAUUUUUAUGCAAUCUAUUUUUCCUUUUAAAAAAUAUUAUUACUUCUGCCUUUGUAAAAAUUACUUCAUAUGUUUUUUUUUGGACAAACUAAAACAGUUUUCGUUUUCAUAUUAUAAUUUAACGUAAGAUUUAAAUUAUAUGAUUUUUUAUACAAAUAAAAGUGAGCCUAUGUUAAGCAUCAAAAUAUCCAUUGCUAGAUAUUUGAUUUGCUCUCUUUGCAUUUUGUUGCUUUUAAUUAAGCGGAACAAAUUUAAUAUUUUGCGCGGCAUAUAAUAAAAAGAGUUAAUUAUGAUAAUGAUAAUAAAUACCUGACCAAAAGUUUUUAGUAAACUAAACUUUAAGCAAUGCUGGUCCGUUGGUUAAAUACCUCAAACUAAAAUAAUAUAAAUAUUAGCAGCAACACAUUGCUGAUAAAAGACACAAAAAAUGUUCUGUUUGGGUCGAGCUGAAGCUUUGCCCGAAAAUAGCCAGUUGGCAUUGGAGCAAUUUCCUAGCUGCUCAUUUAACUAAUUUAAGGCACAAGACCUAAAAUAUUGCUUUAUGCUUGUUAUACACGCGCACUUUUGCUGUAAAUUACAAAAAUUAAUAUACGCCUUGCACUUGUUUUUUUUUU